Molecule: messenger RNA, 698 nt
Organism: Owenia fusiformis
Lineage: Eukaryota; Metazoa; Annelida; Polychaeta; Sabellida; Oweniidae
Source: the annotation of a GenBank genome assembly
AUUGAUCAGGGUUCUGGUGAUAUACGCGUCAGCUCAUAUCUUGAUUAUGACGUUGCACCACAAAGUUAUAAACUUGUUAUCAAAGUGUCAGACAAACCAGGAACAGGGUCAACUACAUAUUCAUCAACGAUGACCUUGACUGUGAAUCUUGAUGAUGUAAAUGACAAUAGUCCAGUAUUCUCCAAGAAUGCUUAUUCAAUAAAUAUUGAUGAAUCAAUUUCAACAGGAACAUCUGUCAUCUCAGUUUCAGCAACAGAUAAUGAUUCUUCUAGCAAUGGACAGAUACGAUACACAAUCGUAGGUGGCGAUGGAGUGGGUAUAUUCUCUCUUGCGACUAUAACUGGUGAAAUAACCUCUAUUGCACUUCUUGACUUUGAAACCAAACAAUCAUACACAAUGCUGAUCAAGGCUAAAGAUUUAGGAACUCCUUCAAAGUCUUCAUUGUCGAUUUUACAGAUAAAUGUAAAUGACGUAAAUGACAAUAUGCCUACUUUCCAACCAACCAACUACUUGGUUGCUGUAGACGAAAACCAACCAGCUGGAAUAUUCAUAGCUACAGUUGGAGCAAGUGAUUCAGAUACUGGUGCAAAUGCCGCCAUGGCAUUUGUCAUAAAUGCUGAAACCGACCCAUAUAGGCACUUUACGAUUGGUUCAACAAGUGGAGUUAUACAAACUACAACUUUGUUAGAUAGAGAAAC